AUUUUACGCAUUUUGUUACAGAUAAUAUGUCAAGGGAUUUAGCUUAAGCUGUGAAUUUCAAAAUGGUAAAACCUCGCGAAUCUCAGGAUCAAUUCCAAAUGUUUGGAUCUCUUCUCCGAACGCGGGAUUCCAGUAUCUAUACAGAGAUCCUGGAGUCAGGAGAGCAAACUUCUCUGAGAAUUCAUCGGAGCUGGCAACCUCAACCCGGAGGAGUUCCGUCCCUGUCUCCUCCUAUAUUUCUACUCCUGAGCUGGAAGUCCUCCUCUCAGCUGAGUUUAUCAACCCUGACGUACAACGAGGAAACCAUCUGCUCCAGGUUUCUACAAGGUUCAGCUCUGUGUACUGAAGCUGAGGUUCGAGAUGUAAUAUCUGUUCUCCAGGAGCCCUGUACACCAUGCUCCGGUCUAGGGGAUACAAUACAGAAUGCUAGUGUUAGUUGUAUUCUCAUUGAGAGGUUCGGAGAUCGUAUUUACUACAGGAGCAGGGACUGUACCAGGAUAAUUAAACCAUCCUUGUAUCCAGGUAAAUCCCCGGAUGAUAUCUGUACUUCAUGUUUACGGCUGGUCAGUCCAGAGCUUAGUAUGGAGAACAAGAUUAAUCAUAUUCCAGAAGAGGUGAACAUGUCCCCAGAUCUGAGCGUGUACCAGGGGGAGGAAGAGGAGAAGGAGGAAACCAAGAGUUCUGAGAAAAAUAGUAAAACUAAGGUUCUACAGGAGCAGCCUGAACAAUUUAUUUGGGAAGAAACUCCGGAAAAGAAACCGGAAGUGAGUUACGUUUGUCCGGAAGUGGAUUGUAAAAGAAGGUUUCGAAGGAAGAAAUCAUUGGAGAAACAUCUAACUGAAGCUCAUAAGGGAAACGGUCUAAUAAGUUGUCCAGUUCCAAGCUGUAAACGAACCUUUAAAGAGGUUGGUAGAAAACUAGCUGUUCACAUCAACAAGAUACAUCCAGACAAGGAGCUGAUAGGGACAACCAAGCUCUCAGCUCCGGAACUUAGGUACGCCAGGGGUCCGGCUCUAGGAUUUAAGCACUUUUCCGUCCUUUCAAUUUGUUAUUAAAGAAAUAAUGUUAAUUCAAUUCUAUUCAAUUUAAUUCA
This is a messenger RNA of Eurytemora carolleeae, 1093 nucleotides long. Its product is annotated as E3 ubiquitin-protein ligase ZFP91. The transcript has 7 exons. Lineage: Eukaryota; Metazoa; Arthropoda; Copepoda; Calanoida; Temoridae. Bases 63 to 1055 code for a protein of 330 amino acids. The record is from RefSeq and is a predicted model, not a curated record.